Molecule: messenger RNA, 2898 nt
Organism: Coregonus clupeaformis (lake whitefish)
Lineage: Eukaryota; Metazoa; Chordata; Actinopteri; Salmoniformes; Salmonidae
Product: E3 ubiquitin-protein ligase TRIM47-like
Exons: 12
Coding region: 1-2898 (965 amino acids)
Molecular function (GO): zinc ion binding; protein binding
Source: RefSeq, a predicted model, not a curated record
AUGGCUCAGCAGGGAGUUCUGCUGGACCAGGACCAGUUCUGUUGUUCUGUCUGUCUGGAUCUACUGAAGGAGCCGGUCACCAUCCCCUGUGGACACAGUUACUGUAGGAGCUGUGUUGAGGGCUGCUGGGAUCAGGAUGUUCUUAAAGGGGUCUAUAGCUGUCCUCAGUGCAGAGAGACCUUCACUCCAAGGCCUAAUCUGAGGAAAAAUAACAUGUUGGCUGAGAUGGUGGAGAAACUGAAGAAGACAGGACUCCAGGCUGCUCCACCUCCUGCUCUGUGCUAUGCUGGACCUGGAGAUGUGGCGUGUGAUUUCUGCACUGGGACCAGAAAGCAGAAAGCCCUCAUGUCCUGUCUGGUGUGUCUGGCCUCUUACUGUGAGACUCACCUCCAACCUCACUAUGAAUUUCCUGCUUUCAAGAAGCACAAGCUGGUCAAAGCCACCGCACAACUACAGGAGAAGAUCUGCUCUCAUCAUGACAAACUGCUGGAGGUUUACUGUCGUACCGAUCAACAGUGUAUCUGUAUGCUGUGUACAAUGGAUGAACAUAAAGGCCAUGAUACAGUGUCAGCUGCAGCAGAGAGGACUGAGAAACAGAGGCAGCUGGGGAUGAGUCAGCAGAAGGUCCAGCAGAGAUUCCAGGAGAGAGAGAAGGAGCUGAAGGAGCUCCAACAGGCUGUGGAGUCUCUCAAGCGCUCUGCACAGGCAGCAGUGGAGGACAGUGAUAAGAUCUUUACCGAGCUGAUCCGCUCCAUUGAGAGAAGGCGCUCUGAGGUGAAGGAGCUGAUCAGAGUCCAAGAGAAGGCUCAAGUGAGUCAAGCUGAAGGACUCCUGGAGCAACUGGAGCAGGAGAUAGCUGAGCUGAGGAAGAGAAGCACUGAGCUGGAGCAGCUCUCACACACAGAGGAUCACAUCCAUUUCCUCCAGAGUUAUCAGUCUCUCUCCAGUACCAGUGUAUCUUCAGACUUACCCAGCAUCGUUGUCCGUCCUCUUCAGUACUUUGGAGAUGUGAGUAAGACUGUGUCUGAACUGAAAGAGACACUAGAAGACAAUAAACAAGUCGCACUUGCAGGACCAGACGAGGACUGGACUGCUACCUACAAGACUAAUGGAACUGAUAUUGGGUUCAAACUUGACACUGGAGCACAGGUCAACAUCAUUCCAGAGACUGAAUUGUUACGGUUACAGGUAAAACCAGUGGUCUUCAGGGACAUGCAGGUUGGUGCUGGAGCCGUCCAAAUGGCUCAUCAGGGUGUUCUGCUGGACCAGGACCAGUUCUGUUGUUCUGUCUGUCUGGAUCUACUGAAGGAGCCGGUCACUACUGCCUGUGGACACAGUUACUGUAGGCGCUGUAUUGAGGGCUGCUGGGAUCAGGAUGUUCUGAAAGGGGUCUAUAGCUGUCCUCAGUGCAGACAGACCUUCACUCCAAGGCCUACUCUGAGGAAAAAUAACAUGUUGGCUGAAGUGGUGGAGAAACUGAAGAAGACAGGACUCCAGGCUGCUCCCCCUCCUGCUCUGUGCUAUGCUGGACCUGGAGAUGUGGCAUGUGAUUUCUGCACUGGGACCAGAAAGCAGAAAGCCCUCAUGUCUUGUCUGGCAUGUCUGGCCUCUUACUGUGAGACUCACCUCCAACCUCACUAUGAAUUUCCUGCUUUCAAGAAGCACAAGCUGGUCAGAGCAACCACACAACUACAGGAGAAGAUCUGCUCUGAUCAUGACAAACUGCUGGAGGUUUUCUGUCGUACCGAUCAACAGUGUAUCUGUAUGCUGUGUACAAUGGAUGAACAUAAAGGCCAUGAAACAGUGUCAGCUGCAGCAGAGAGGACUGAGAAACAGAGGCAGCUGGGGAUGAGUCAGCAGAAGGUCCAGCAGAGAUUCCAGGAGAGAGAGAAGGAGCUGAAGGAGCUCCAACAGGCUGUGGAGUCUCUCAAGCGCUCUGCACAGGCAGCAGUGGAGGACAGUGAUAAGAUCUUUACUGAGCUGAUCCGCUCCAUUGAGAGAAGGCGCUCUGAGGUGAAGCAGCUGAUCAGAGCCCAAGAGAAGGCUCAAGUGAGUCAAGCUGAAGGACUCCUGGAGCAACUGGAGCAGGAGAUAGCUGAGCUGAGGAAGAGAAGCACUGAGCUGGAGCAGCUCUCAAACACAGAGGAUCACAUCAAUUUCCUCCAGAGUUAUCAGUCUCUCUCCAGUAUCAGUGUUACUUCAGACUUACCCAGCAUCGUUGUCCGUCCUCUUCAGUACUUUGGAGAUGUGAGUAAGACUGUGUCUGAACUGAGAGAGAAACUAGAAGACGUCCUUAAAGGAGAAUGGACCAAGAUCUCCACUACAGUGAAUAUAGUGGAUGUUGUACUGCCUCCAGAGCCCAAGACCAGAGAACAGUUCUUACAAUAUUCCUGUCAGCUCACACUGGACCCAAACACAGCACACAAACGCCUCUCUCUGUCUAAAGGGAACAGAAAGGUGACCUAUACAGAACAAGUCCAACCAUAUCCUGAUCAUCCAGACAGAUUCACAAACUACAUGAUGGUUCUGUGUAAAGAGGGUCUGUCUGGACGCUGUUACUGGGAGGUGGAGUGGAGUGGGGAGAAUGUUUAUACAGCAGUCUCAUAUAAAGACAUCAGCAGAACAGAGACAUAUGGUGCAUUUGGAUACAAUGACAAAUCCUGGUGUUUAGUGUGCUCUAGUGGUGGUUAUUGGUUCAGACACAAUAAUGUUGACACUAAAGUAUCAGGCCCUCAGUCCUCCAGAGUAGGAGUGUACCUGGAUCACAAGGCAGGUACUCUGUCCUUCUACAGUGUCUCUGACACAAUGACCCUCCUCCACAGAGUCCAGACCACAUUCACUCAGCCCCUCUAUCCUGGGUUUUGUCUCUCUGGGACUGCUGAGCUGGUUAAACUGUAG